AUGAUGAGUCGCUUCAGGUUGAAGAGAGCCAAGGACGACCUGGCUGCGCCCCGCCGCAGUGAGGAGUCGGAGACAACGAGAAACUUCCUGCGCAAGAAGGACAAGAAACACCAGGAAGAGAUCCCUAAGAAAGAAUUUGACCUGGCCAAUGCCUUGCCAUCCGACGACAACUUCCGCACGAGUCUGCUGAUGCCCAGCCUCUCGGCCCGCUUUUCCAUGCUGAGGGAGCAGGAUGACCCGAACACCAAGAUCGGCAAGGCCAGCGACGACAGCGUGCUCUUCCCUAAACGCCAGUCUCGGCUGGCCGACUUCGGCUUUGGCGGCGGUGCCAGCACUGGUCUGUCCGACAUCGCUGAGGUCGAGUCGAUCAGGGCUUCGUCCCAGGCCGCGCGUGAUUCGACUGUUUCUGAUGACGCGACGAAUUACACCGGCAGUAUUCUGAACCGCGGGAGGCCGGGCGAAGGCAACGUGCUCUUUGGUGGUCGGCAAAAGAUCUACAAGAUCCCCGCCGGCUCGACCAGUGGCCUGGGUGGUCGUGCCCUGUACGAAGACGAUGUUUCUCUCUCGGCUUUCCAACGCUGGCGUCGCGAAGAGAGGGAGAGGCUUUACGCUGAGCAGAACGGCCUCAACAACACAUCAUCAACAGAUGACGCCGAGGAAGAGACCGAGCAAAGCCGUUCCGAAUCUCCUGUCAGCUACAACCGGAAACGUGAAACCUCGACCACCACGUCCUCCGGUUCGGCUGCCCGUAACUCGACCGCCGCAUCCUCCAUCACUUCCCAGCCUGCUUCCACAGCGCCCACAACAGCCGUAUCUACACCUGCUGGUGAGCGCGUGGUAACGAGGACCCGUAAGCUGUAUGAGACUGUCAACCAGGAUUCGACUGAGCCGGCCCCUGGUCUGUCGCGUCUCGAAAGCUUGACUCGCCAGCGCCCGUUUGCCCGGGAUGCCUCGAAUUCAGAGACCGCUGAUCAAUCCAAGCCGACUGGCAUAAAGGUGCAGACAGACAAGUCCAAUGUCGGGGGUCUUCCUCCCCUGAGCCCGCCUAUCAGCGAGUCUGGCGAACACAGCCUGCCUUCCCUCCUCUCGAAAGAUGCCAAGGUGACGGCGACAAGCCUCUUCCAAAAGUCCUCAGCUCAGACGUACGACGAGUCUCAGUAUGUUCAACGCCUGCAAAUGCUUCAACAGACAAAGGAGAGUUCCACACAGAGACAAAGGACAGAGUCCAAUGCCACGACGUCAUCGCGGCCCGCGGAAUCUAAGUCUGGUAUCACGUCCCCAAGACCCUCGCUACAGCAGGAGAGGCUUCCCCCUACUCCUGUCGCCGAGAUCGAGAGCACUCCGUCCACUGGUCUCAGCCUGAACGGCCUUGCCAUGCUGCCCGAGCUUCAGCUCGAACGGCCGUCGGAUAAGGAUCACCCAGCUUUCAGACAGCCUUCGCUGCCGACGCCGUCGACUGCCAGCACCAACGGCAAAGCCUUGUCUCCUGCCCUGAAGCCAACCAUCUCCGUUGAGACAUCUAAAGAUCCUGAGCCCAUCGACUCUCCCACCUUGGGUCCCGCCUCUGGUCUCAGCGGCCUGGUGCUUCGACACCUGCGUAGCGAAAGCGUGGAGUCUGCCGUUACUGGCUUCAGUGCCGACCUGGACUCCCGCCUCAACCUUAGCUCGAACUUGCAUUCAAGCCUAACUUCUAACACCGCCACGGCCUCUUCGAACGACUCUCGGUCAAAUGCAUGGUCGUCGGCCGGGAGCUCGCGGGAGAAGGAAUGGACUGCCUCGUACUAUAGCGUCGGGUCGGACAGUAGUGGUGAGAAGCGUUUGGGCGAAACCCAGCGCAAGAGCGACGUCGUGAGCUCUGAUCUGCCCGACCGCAGCGGCAACAACAUCGUCACAGACGAGGAGCAGGACGAGUUUGCCACCCAGCUGGCCGACGCUCGUCGCCGCGUCCGGGAGAAGUUGACCUCGUAUGUCGAGUCAGACAGCAGUAGAGCUGCGUCUCCCAUGCCGGGGUCGGAUUCCCCCAAUCUGGCUCCUCAGCCCUCGUCCAACCCUCUCGGCAUUCUUAAGCCAAAGUCGAGCCGCGGUUCGCUCAUCGACCGCGGUCGGAACAUGGUCACCGGCCCGUCCAAGCCGUUCAAGAUCCUCGGCAUCGGCGGCACCACCAGCAACCCGCCCUCGUCGAACAAGCUAGGCGAGGAGUUCCCGCCCCUCGAGACCAUGAAGGAGGAGACCGUCAAGGAAGAUGCGGUCCAUGAGUCCGAAAGUGAGUCGAAGGAAGAUGACGCCAACACCCAUCCCGGUCUGCGCGCUUUCCGCCAGGCUCGUCGCGAGCUGCAAAAGCGCAAGGAACUCGAGAUGCUCGCCCGCCACCAGAUCAGCCAGACCCAGGGCGGAGUGAAUGGCGAGCAGGGUUCCAAGCAGCGCACCCCUAGCAGGGAGCGCCGUCCGCCCCUCGUCUCGUACCGCGGCCCGACCGACGAAUACGGCUGCAACGGUUCACGCACGUCCGGCGAACGUGGCCGCUCCGGCUCUGAAACCAGCGAAGGCCGCUCCAGCAGCCGUCCUCCCCUCUUCUCCCCCGACUACCGCCGCUCCCCAGCCGACGCUAAGACCUCGCCUAUGAUGCCUUCUCACCCCUUCACCCGCACCGGUCCCUCGCCCGUAACUUCCCCCCUCCUCGAGCGUCAGCGUUCUAACAACAACCUACACAAUGCCUACGGCAAUGGCGUACCCCUCUCCCCAGCUGGAACCCGCUCCCGACAAACAUCUGCCUCAGCAGGGCAGUCCCCUGCUCUCGGGUCCGGUACAUUCCCGGCGCCGGUGGGCAAACCCCCGCAGUACCCUCCUCCACAGCCGCCUCAGCAAUCGGGGGGAUACGAGAAUGGGGGGACGCGGUCGAGGUCAAAUAGUAGGUCUGGUGGUGGGGCGCCGCAGGUGCCGCCGCCGGUGCCACCGAUUAAUCCGAGAAGGAGGACCGAGGUGUCUAAGACGAGGCCGCCGUUUGAGGUACCGGGAGGCAUGAUUUGA
Molecule: messenger RNA, 3027 nt
Organism: Thermochaetoides thermophila DSM 1495
Lineage: Eukaryota; Fungi; Ascomycota; Sordariomycetes; Sordariales; Chaetomiaceae
Exons: 1
Coding region: 1-3027 (1008 amino acids)
Source: RefSeq, a predicted model, not a curated record